This is a messenger RNA of Neoarthrinium moseri, 2031 nucleotides long. RefSeq lists its product as uncharacterized. Gene Ontology annotation, cellular component: Sec62/Sec63 complex. Lineage: Eukaryota; Fungi; Ascomycota; Sordariomycetes; Amphisphaeriales; Apiosporaceae. Gene Ontology annotation, molecular function: RNA binding; transmembrane protein transporter activity. The record is from RefSeq and is a predicted model, not a curated record. The transcript has 2 exons. Gene Ontology annotation, biological process: SRP-dependent cotranslational protein targeting to membrane; post-translational protein targeting to endoplasmic reticulum membrane. The coding region runs from base 1 to 2031 and encodes 676 amino acids.
AUGUCGUCCGACUACAGCUACGACGAGCAGGGCACCUUCUACCCCUUCUUCUUCUUCACCAUCACCUCCGUCGUCACCCUGCCGCUCACCUACAGCCUCCUCCGCCCCAGCACCGAUGCGAGCGCCAUCGCCCCCCGGGUCCAGAGCCCCUUCAAGGCCGAGAACCAGGCCAUUGUCGAUGCCCAGCGCGCCACCCAGCGCCGCAAGCAGCGCAAGCUCAAGCGCGGCCUCGUCGCCGUCCUCGGCUGGCUCUUCAUGGCCGCCAACUUCUGGCUCGCCCUGACCGCCCAGCACACCACGGCCAAGAUCUGGAACCCCUACGACAUCCUCGGCAUCUCCGACUCGGCCUCGGAGAAGCAGAUCAAGUCGCAUUUCAAGCGCCUGUCCCUCAAGUUCCACCCCGACAAGAUCCGCCCCGACCCCGCCAAGAACGAGACCAUCGAGUCCCUCAACGACAAGUACGUCGAGCUGACCAAGGCCUACCAGGCCCUGACCGACGAGGAGGUCCGCAGCAACUGGAUACAGUACGGCAACCCCGAUGGCAAGCAGGGCUUCAGCAUCGGCAUUGCCCUGCCCAAGUUCAUCGUGUCCGACGGCAACGGCAAGUACGUCGUGCUGGUCUACGCUCUGCUGCUCGGUGUCCUGCUGCCAUACCUCGUCGGUUCGUGGUGGUACGGCACCCAGCGCAUGUCCAAGGAGGGCGUCCUGAUCGAGAGCGCCGGCCGCCUCUUCCGCGAGUACCAGGACAGCGACGAGGAGGGCCGCCUGAUCAGUGCCCUGAGCACCGGCAAGGAGUUUGAGGAGCAGCUCAAGGGCAACCAAGCUGACUCUGGCCUGUCCAAGAUUGAGUCCAGAGUCAUUUCCGCCGCCGUCCUCUCCCCCAAAGAUCAGGAGAAGCUGGAGAGCGUCGACGGCGUCAGGAGGAAGGUGCUCGCCCUCCUCUGGGCUUAUCUUGGUCGCGUCUCCUUGGACGACCAGGCUCUAGAAAAUGCAAAGUACAAGGUUGCGCCCAUUGCCGUGGCUUUGGCCCAAUCCUACAACGCCAUCUCGCUGGCUUACGGCAACACCAAAGCGAUCCUCGCCUCGUACACAACCACGCAACGACUCAUCCAGGCCGUUCCGCCCAAGGCCUCCCCUCUGUUACAACUACCUCACUUCACCCCCGAUAUCGUCAAGGCUGUCGAAGGCGAAUCAAAAGCCCACUUGACAGUUCAGCAGUUCAUGGAUCAGUCAGACGCGCAAAGACGCAGUCUGGCCGUCGGCAAGGGCCUCCUCUCUGAGGAGCAGUACAAGGAAGCUGUCCAUGUUGCAACCCAACUGCCGCAGCUGCGUGUCGCCAAGGCAUUCUUCAAGGUCACCGGCGAAAAGUUCAUCGUUCCCUCGUCUCUGGUCAACUUGGUGGUCAAGGGACGAAUUGUUCCCCCCGGAAGCACCAAUGUACCUGCUGUCAAAGAGGCUGAUCUUGAGGAUCCCGAUCCCGUUGAGGGCGACUUGAAGGCACUGAAGGAGGACUCUGGAGAUCGCGUGCUCCCCCCGCUAGCUUUUGCCCCUCGCUACACUCGCAACCACUCUCCGAGGUGGCACAUCUUCCUCACGGACAGCAAGCAAGGCAAGAUGGCCGUUCCUCCUUUCACCUUCACCACAUUCGACAAGCCCAUCUUCGGCGCGGACGGCAAGCCAACUUUCAACAUGCAGACCCUCAAGGCGCAGUUUGCUGCCCCGCCAGGACCUGGGCACUACACUUUCGUCAUGCACGUCAUCUGCGACAGCUACGUUGGCUUCGACACCAAGAUGGAGGUCACACUUGUGGUGGACGAUGCAGAGAAGGCAGUACAGGUAGAGGCGGAGGAUGACAUCAGCGAGCCGGAAGAAGACUCCCUUGCCGGCCAAAUGAACGCGCUGCGCGGAAACGGAGCGCCUACAAAGCCCAAGAAGCAGUCAGCAGAUUCCUCGGACGAGGAGGAGAGCGGGACUGACGAGGAAGAUAAUGACACAAGUGAUACCAAUACGGAUACCGAAGACGAGUCGUGA